Laccaria bicolor S238N-H82 is the source of this 1594-nucleotide messenger RNA. RefSeq lists its product as uncharacterized. The record is from RefSeq and is a predicted model, not a curated record. NCBI's taxonomy places the organism in Eukaryota, Fungi, Basidiomycota, Agaricomycetes, Agaricales, Hydnangiaceae. Bases 95 to 1594 code for a protein of 499 amino acids. The transcript is spliced from 6 exons.
CAGGCUGCGGGCGCGAGCUGCAAUCACAACCUGUCAGAAUGACUGUACAUGUGUGCCGUAGUGCAACAACUCCAACUUGCAUUAGACGAACAUCAUGUCUACCCUCGAUUCUCUACCACCCGAACUUAUCCAGCAAAUUUGUGCAGAGUUGGGGAACAAUGUGACAGAAUUGCGCCUCGUUUGCAAGAGGAUGAGCCGGAUACUCGAAUCACACGUUCUCCGAUCAAUUGCCAUCGACAUUACGAAGCUUCGACUCGAUGUUGGCAUAUCACAACUCACGACGCUGGCGACGCAGGGCAAUCACGCGGCGACAGCCACACAUGAUCUGCACAUCCGGAACCUCUGUCCUCUAAAGGACCCAUUUGGUCGCUCGCCUACUUGGGCGAAGCCGCCCACUCCUUACCCUCCUGAGGUGAAGAUUGCCGAGGAAAAGAUGCACGCCAUGCUUCAGGUGGCCGUCGCCUCUUUAAGCAACUUGCGAAGUCUCAGAUGGGACAUUGGUAGGUGCGAUUCAAAGUGGACCCCCAAAGCGGUCAUGAAUGCCGUCAAAACUCUUCCCCUCCUUGAAUCCUUAGAGUUGAUUAUAGAAAGUUCUGAUGCGGCAGACCUCCAGCUACAAUGUCUACGUAAUCUGCAGAGCAUCAAGAUAUCUGUGCGCAGGAACGAUUAUUUCAUGAAAAUCAUUGAACCCCUUUCGCUCUUGGUUGCGAAAUCGCCAAACCUUCACACCCUUCAUUUGGGACCUACGCACCGCCCAGCUGCAUCGCUUCAUCAUCUUUUGAUGAAUUGCCCUCCAAACCUCGUCUUACCGCUAAAGCAUCUGGGUUUGCAGGGAUUCUCACUGAAGCUCGACAGCAUAACAAUUCCUCAUCUCCACCGCCUAACGUCCCUGACGCUACACCAUUACACGGAGUUUGAUCCAGACUUGCAUCCAGACGGGAUAUGGGCGAUGUUGAAGACCACCGAUGUCCGUCUGAACGGCAUUGAUGUGACCCGCGUCUCUACCACCCUUCUCGAUUAUAUCUCAUCGUACUCGGGAUUGAAGAAACUGUGUUUGGCACGUAUGGACAUUGAGACUCAUGAACAAUCUGAACUUGCCGCCAACCAAUUUUAUAACCUUUGUUUAGGCAAGCAUACGAGCUCUCUUGAAGAACUCAUCGUCACGGCUGAUGAUGAAGGAGGGUGGUGCCUCGGGGAUCAGGCUCUCGCAGUGAUCUCGCUAUGUAAGAAGUUGAAGAUCCUCGAGGGUAGCCUUGUUUCGGCUGCCCUUUAUAAACGCGUUAAGUCGUUGAUCGGCGUUACCACCCAACUCCCUCGCAUGGAGAAACUGAUCGUUCAUCCUGCGGACGUGGAGGUCUUCCCUUCGUAUGUCGGUGAUUACCAAUGGAUGAACCAUUUUGAGCAUGUGGAGGAGCUGCUCUCAGAUUGCAUUAGAGAGUAUGAAGUAACUGAGUCUUCCGAACCCGUUCCCUUGAUCCUCGUAGGCUCAAGGAAGUUUAUGAUGACGCCGAGUGAACGUGCUCGAAGCGCUGGUGUAGCGUUGAGGUAUCAGUGCGACUCUGAUGAGCCUGACGCCGGCGAUUGCGAUUUUUGA